Messenger RNA from Lottia gigantea (owl limpet), 429 nucleotides. RefSeq lists its product as hypothetical. The transcript has a single exon. The record is from RefSeq and is a predicted model, not a curated record. The annotation marks the transcript as partial. NCBI's taxonomy places the organism in Eukaryota, Metazoa, Mollusca, Gastropoda, Lottiidae.
ACUAUUUAUUCUACCCAUGAACACAAUAUAGGUCUGACUUGUAUAGUUUCAAUUAUUAUUUAUUCUACCCAUGAACACAAUAUAGGUCUGACUUGUAUAGUUUCAAUUAUUAUUUAUUCUACCCAUGAACACAAUAUAGGUCUGACUUGUAUAGUUUCAAUUAUUAUUUAUUCUACCCAUGAACACAAUAUAGGUCUGACUUGUUUCGUUUCAAUUACUAUUUAUUCUACCCAUGAACACAAUAUAGGUCUGACUUGUAUAGUUUCUAUUACUAUUCAUUCUACCCUUGAAUACAAUAUAGGUCUGACUUGUAUAGUUUCAAUUACUAUUUAUUCUACCCAUGAACACAAUAUAGGUCUGACUUGUUUCGUUUCUAUUACUAUUUAUUCUACCCAUGAACACAAUAUAGGUCUGACUUGUUUCGUUUAA